AUGCUUGCGCAAGAUGCCCUUCCUCCACGCUUUGAAGAUCUUGAACGAUGUCUCAUUCAGAUUGAAGCCGCGCUGACUCGUCGGGCUGCAGCAGAGCAGCCUCCUGACGUCAAUACCUCUGAAGAUGUCGCCGCCACGUCCACGAGCCCAGCCGUUACCCGCAUGCAACAAAGGCUUUCAGACGCCUUGGCACCCAGGCAACGGCCUCCAAUUCUUUUGACCGGUAUCAAUUCAGACCCUAUUCACACAGCAGACCCACCUCCGAGAGAACCACUUGCUUGCUCUUCGGAGCUUGAAUUGGACCCACAGCCAGGUAGCUCUGAGCCGCUUCUACAUAACCCGCCACAUCAAUCUACCACCGGAUCUUUGCAAAGAGAAACUCUCUCAACCCGAGUCAAAGAGGUGAUCUCUCAAAUCUUAGAUUGUGUCGAGCCCCGUGGCCGCAAUCCCCAUCCGGAUCCAUGGGUCAAUGCCCUGUCAAUGGAAUCGGGCUCUAUGCAAGUGAAUCCCAAGCCUGCUUCAUAUCACGCCGCCAAUAAUUCCCCCCGUCAUAUGUCCAUCACAACAAGCUCCAAGCCGACGUUCCUCAACCGGUUGGACAUGUUUUUUUUCAACUUCUUCACUCGCUCUAGAAGCAUUCCUGCGCCGAAACAACCCGGCAUUUUGGUCGGGCCAUCUUCUGGAAGGAUCUCGAAUGUCAUUGCAUCUUCCACCCCUAAUCCAUUGGGGGCUUCAGCCAAGGGAAAAGGGCGACCUAUCGCCAAAGUAACUGUGCCCCCAAAUAACCCAACCGAGAUUUACUCGGGCUCUUUGAAAGUUGAUCCCGACCCGGUUCCAUCAAUUCACUCCGUCCCAGUGUCUGCUGCGUCAUCCAGCCCAUCAUCCAUGCAGAUUGAAGAACCUGGGGAGUCAACCCUCAAUGACUCUGACGAAAUCACUUUCCUUGGGAUUAAUUUGUCCCCAGACAAACUCCCGCUCACACAUAAUAGAAGAUCCUGUUGUGCCGCGAGUCUCUCUCUGCAAUUGUCGCCAUUUGUGGAUUGUGUCUCAAUAAGCUCCUCCAGCAAAUCAAAGGAGCAUAACUUUAUUUUUGCAGAACAAACCGUGCCUUCAAUGAACCCACUCGUGAUUCAAUCGGGCUCUUUGAAAGAAGAUCCCGACCCGGUUCCAUCGAAUCACUCCAUCCCAGUGGCUGCUGCGUCAUCCGACCCAUCACCCAUGCAGAUCGAACAGCCUGGCGAGUCGGCCCUCAAGGAAUCCGAAAAAAUCACGUUCCUUGGGAUUAAUUUGCCCCCAGGCUCAUUCCCGCUCGCGCAUAAAACAAGAUCUCGUUGUUUCGCGAGUGUCCCUCCCCAAGCGUUGCCAUGUGCGAGUUCUUCCAAAAGGAGCUCCUCCAGCGAGGCAGGAGAGGGUAACUCUUAUAAACGCCUCAAGUUCUAA
Puccinia graminis f. sp. tritici CRL 75-36-700-3 is the source of this 1440-nucleotide messenger RNA. RefSeq lists its product as uncharacterized. The transcript has a single exon. The record is from RefSeq and is a predicted model, not a curated record. Bases 1 to 1440 code for a protein of 479 amino acids. NCBI's taxonomy places the organism in Eukaryota, Fungi, Basidiomycota, Pucciniomycetes, Pucciniales, Pucciniaceae.